This is a messenger RNA of Limanda limanda (common dab), 3012 nucleotides long. It is a transcript of the gene usta, whose product is annotated as uronyl 2-sulfotransferase a. Gene Ontology annotation, molecular function: sulfotransferase activity. The transcript has 8 exons. Gene Ontology annotation, cellular component: membrane. The record is from RefSeq and is a predicted model, not a curated record. Lineage: Eukaryota; Metazoa; Chordata; Actinopteri; Pleuronectiformes; Pleuronectidae. Bases 298 to 1521 code for a protein of 407 amino acids.
UGCCCGGAGGACGGAAGGAAGCAGCAGUCAUCCAACGAGAGGCACCGAGCAGGAGGCUGAACGCUCAACACAACAAGCUCCGUGGCUGAGGAGGAGGAGGCGGAGGAGCAGCAGCAGGAGGAGGAGGAGGAGGAGGAGGAGAGCCACAGAGAGCUGGGUUCCAGAACAACUCACCGUCCGACCUCCGAUGAUCUCCAGGCGACAAGUCACGCUUCCCCCGGGCGGAUGGGAGACUUUCCUCGGCUCUUGGUGAGGAGGAGAUGAUGAAGACUCUCCUUGGCGCUUUGUGAGGAGGAGAUGAUGAAGACUUUCAGCGUCAGUCCCCUUCACAGCAGCAGCAGCAGCCCGACUCCCAACCACGUCCGAGAACGGAACCACCGAAAGCACAGCGCCCUCUCCGCUCUUCUCCCGCUGCGCUUCUCCCUGCGAGGCUAUGGUUUCUGCAUGGCUACGCUCUUCCUCUUCUGUUUCGCCUCCCUCUUCUACCAGCUGAACGGAGGACCCCCGAAAGUCCUGCUGGACAUCCGACAGUAUCUCGGUGAAUCCACAUACCUGGAUGAGCACGGACCCCCUGUUCCAAGAGUCCUCCCCUUCCCCAGCCAGGUGGUCUAUAACCGCGUGGGGAAGUGCGGCAGCCGGACGGUGGUCAUCUUACUGAGGCUACUGGCUGAGAAACACCAGUUCAACCUGGUCUCCUCCGACAUCCACAAUAAAACGCGCCUCACGAAACAUGAACAGGUGGAUCUCAUGAAGAACAUCAGCAAUAUCCCUCAGCCGUUCCUCUACACACGGCAUGUUCACUUCCUCAACUUCACCAGGUUCAGGAUAGAGCAGCCAGUCUAUAUAAACAUAAUCCGGGAUCCCAUCAACCGGUUCCUCUCCAACUACUUCUUCCGUCGCUUCGGUGACUGGAGGGGCGAGCAGAACCACCUCAUCCGCACCCCCGGGAUGAAGGAUGACGAGAGAUACCUGGACAUAAACGUGUGCAUUCUAGAGAAUUACCCAGAGUGCUCCAACCCCAGAGUUUUCUACAUCAUCCCCUACUUCUGUGGACAGCAUCCGCAAUGCAGGGAGCCGGGGGUGUGGGCUCUGGAAAGGGCCAAGCAGAACGUUCUGGAGAACUACCUCCUGGUGGGGAUCCUGGAGGAGCUGGAGGAUGUUCUGCUCAUGCUGGAGAGGCUCUUACCUCAUUACUUUACUGGAGUGCUCAACAUUUACAAGAGCCCGGACUACAAGAAGAUGGGGAACAUGACGGGCACGGUGCGUAAACACACGCCCACUCUGGAGGCCCUGCAGGUCCUGUACCACCGCAUGCGCUACGAGUACGAGUUCUACAACUUCAUCCGGGAUCAAUUCCACCUCACGAAGAAAAAAAUUGGCCUCAAGUCCGUCUCCCAGCCCGCCGCCCACUCAUCCGCUUUCCUACGGGAGCUGGCCCUCCACACCCCAGAGCCUCUGGAUGAAGAUGAAGAGCUGGACACGGACCUCGAGGAUGCCAACAGUUGGCUGGUCCAUCCCUAAGGGCUGUUCGAUGAGCGGUGAUCGUAGCCAUGAUAAAUAAAUAAAGCUGAUUGGCUAGAAUUGGCUGGAGACAGCUGAAGGCAGCCUGAAAGCGAAGGGGAGCGUUCCCCCGUCUUUGAGCAAUCCCAUGUAAAAGUGAGGUGGUGUUAAGGGGUGUGCGGAUCUUGGCGCUCCUGGGUUUUUUGUGACGAUGUGUUUUCCAUCUGCAACGGGCUCCUAUCACGGCAGGCUCAGCACUGAGGACUGUGGGGUCGAGUUAUUGGAAGGACAAAAUGCUCUAUUUAAAAAUUGACCAAGGACAAUGGGGAAAUAACGUUAAGCUCAUUCUGCUUGACUCAAAUUUUGUUUUAAAAGUUUCUUUGGGUGUGUUUACAUGAAAUUAAACAAAAAACCUGAUCUCCAGGAGAGAUUAGCGCAAAAUGUAGACGGAUAACUGUUCUACGUGUCUGUCGCUGGGGUGUUUACUGUACGAGCGGACUUCAGAGACAUCGCCCCAGAAAGAGGAUCGUACUUCACCAACGGAUUCACGUCCUACGACCUGGGAAUUGUGUCCAUGAAUACAAAAAAAAAGUGCCAAAAGUCUUGUAUGUAUAUUAGUCGUCCAGGACGGUUGAAAGUGCCAAACCUUGUCGAGAGUUACAGCAAUGGUGUGAGAGGAAGCUCAGUGUCGGUUGUUACAGUAUUGGUUUAUAACAUUUUUUAAAUAAUAGGUAAAAAUGAGGGUUAAACAGCGAGCACUCGAUUAUGAAUUCAAAGAAUUCCAACAAAGUGUGCAUGAAUGAUUGAGUUUGACCAAACCAGCAGCGUACUUUAACAUAGAUCUGUUACUUGGGUCAUUAGUUGAAAAUAUAGGCUAAUAUAACACAAAAAAAAGGCAUUUAUGGAGUGCAAUUAGUUUUAAUCCAAAGUUUGAAAGAUUGAGCUUGCCAAAUAGCAGUGUUCCUACUGCGAUGCAUAACAAAUACUGCACUUUUCUAUCUCUGAGAGGACUUUUCCUGGGAUUCUGCAGCAAAACGAGGGAUUUGGUCACAAAACUGGAUUCUGAAUCGUUUUUUUAAUUUCAAAUGGGAUUAUGUCUCUCUGUCUGUGUCACCAGUCCCAGCUAGCAGCUAGUCAGAGUGCAUGUUCUUUCAUCACAUGCAGAGGAACAGUAACCAUAAGCUAGACCAUGUGAUAGUCGUAUUUCACUAUACCAUCCUAAUCCUCCAGUGUCUGUACCUUUUUCAUUGUCCUGGUGUGUGUUCAGUGUUUCCCUUUUUUUUUUGCCAGUUUAAUUUAUUAUUUUGUAUUCAUUUGCAUUCCAGAUAAGAUUCUCAGGAAGGAAAGAAAAAAAAUGUUUAAUAACUUUAUGGACUGUAUCUUUGGUUUCUGGCGGCUAUGAACCGAUUACUGGCAUUUUAAUGGGUUUAUAUCAACAGCUGAAAACUGGUUAACAACUAAUGCAGUCGAUCAUUUUACAGCCUUCAAAAUAAAUGUCCUUUAACCAUUGCA